Messenger RNA from Magallana angulata, 2156 nucleotides. RefSeq lists its product as uncharacterized. The record is from RefSeq and is a predicted model, not a curated record. NCBI's taxonomy places the organism in Eukaryota, Metazoa, Mollusca, Bivalvia, Ostreida, Ostreidae. Bases 802 to 2142 code for a protein of 446 amino acids. The transcript has 2 exons.
AACCCACAAUAAACAUUUAUUAUAGGAUAUUCAUCAAAUAUGCAAUCUAAUUAAAACUACACUUAUAAAUCGGCUUCUAAAAUCUGAAAUAUAAAAAUUAAGGAGCUGGAUUUUCAGAAAAAUCCGGUUUAUGAUCGCAAUUAUUAUGGUACCUUUGUGUUGCUUAUAUUGUGACACGUCACAUGUUGCCUUAUAUUAUACCACUUACUAAUUAUUUUGAAAAUGCAAAAGGCAAUAUAUAAUUAGACUCAAUAAUUAUCUUAAUUUUUAAUAAUCUUAAUUGUUGACGACCCAAACCCUUUCUCUUUAUCUAUACUGCUUGACUUUACCCAUUACAUUAUCUUCUUUUAAUCAAAAGGUCUACCAACAAAUGUAAAAAAAAAUGUGUUUGUGUAGGGUGUUUUUAUGAUAAUCAUCUUUGAGCUACCUAUUGAAAUAGGAUACUGUGAAUGCAUGAAUGCAUCUUUAUAAAGAAGCGUUUAAAUUCCACAUCUAGAAGUUUAAAAACGUCAUUGUUCAGAUGGAAAUCCCGAGUCAAUUGCGUAAUGUUGCUUUUUUAAAUGGUAUUUUCAUUUCCGUGAUUGUUGAAGACAAAAUUCAAAAUGCACUUGGAAUAUGUUGGUUUUCUAUUUAUAAACAUUCACGCGAUCACUGAGUCAAACGUUGUAUCACGAGUUAAAAAAGGAAAACAAUCAAUGAUAAAAAAAACAAAAAACAACCAAAUAAACCGCGUAAGCCCAUGCAUUGAUCAAUGUAAAUGUGCUGCACGUUAUCCUUUUAGAAAUCUCAAGACACGUUGGAAUGGAGGAAAAUGAAAAGUUUGUGGACAUUCUAAUUGAUUGUUUUGUUGAAUUCCGUGAGAGCGUGGACUUGCUUAUUAUUAGGGGUGACUUGAUACAAGGAAGAAUCUUUACUCCCACGCAAAUAAAAGACAUUGAAACUCCAAUUCGUUCCAAGAGUAGUGAAAAUCUUUUAAUGGAAUUCAUCGAUAAGAAGCCAUCGCAUAUAAAAUCCUUCCUUAAAAUACUAGAAAAGGAUUAUAAUUUUCUCGUGCAAACGUUUUACACUAAAUUUUCUGAGAGGUAUGGCAAAGUUCAUAACCAAAUGAAGCUGGAUAUAUUUACAAACUACAGAAAGCAACACUCUUUGCCAUUGCGUCAUAAAUUGAAAUUACUAUCACACAGAGGCGAGAUAAGUGAAUUCAAUUCUAUUGUUGCAUCAUGGGAAGAGAAAUGGGAGUUGUCACUAAAGGAGGAGUCCAUUUCGACUGAACGAAAAACGCGUUUAGCAGACAUGUAUUUCAUGACACUGGAUGCACAGCUCGAACAUCGUCGAGUAAUGUGUGACCGUGACCUCGUCAACGAUAAACUGCUUUUUACCAAAGUCAGAUAUAUUGCUUCCAUGACCUCUCAGCCAUACCUAUCAUACAUGAUGUACUUGGCCAGGUAUGGCUCUGCUAAGAGGCUGGCUGGAAUGCCAUUUGAUGAUAGCAUAAAGGAAGUUGAAGAAGCCCUCAGCCGAUUUGACUUAAUUCCUGCGUGUCGCGAAACAGGAAUUGUACUGUAUAUUUACUUUAAUAUGAUAUCUAGUAUAUAUGAAAAGGAGCCGAGAGAAUCAGAAAGAAGUCGUCUUCUAGAAUUAGCCAUAAAGGCUAUCCAUCAUUUUGGAAGAGAGGAUGAAAAGAUGGGAGAAGACUUUAGGAGGAUGGUUUUAACGAAAAUUGCUCUUGUAAAUCUUGGAAUAGGAGUUUUUGGAAAUCAUUUAAAAGAUGUUUGUGUGACCGAAGAAAACCGAAAGAAGGCCGGUGAUAUUCUGCAUGAAAUAGGAACUAAGUAUUGGGAUAAAUUAGAAGAUCGAUGGAAGAUGUUCUUCUACAUUGCAAAAUCUAAAGUUUGUGAAUUGGACAACGAUUUGCCAAAGGCUCACUUAAGUAUAGCAAAAGCAUCAACAUUUUCGUCCAAAGGUAAAUUUGUAGGCGAAGGGGUAAACAUUAAAUAUCAUUACAACCGACUGUCAUUUCAAUGGAAAAUAUUUCUCCUUAAAAAAAAUUCACACUCUAUUAUAGUAUGUACCAUGUUAUUUCUUUACAUUUUUUAUUUUUUCUUUAGUUUUAAUCUUGAAUGUUUAUUUGGUGAACAUUAGAUAUUCAUUAGAAU